GCCCCUGCGCGCGCACAGAAGAGUUUUCGUCUCCGUGCUGCUCUGUUGGAUUUUUUCAUCAGGAUGACUUCCUGUCUGUCAGUCCUCUUUGUCUUCUCUUCGUUUUCCUGCAUUACUGCAGCUGAACACGCUGGCUGUAAAAUCCGCAUCACUGACAAAGGCCUGGACAUGUUGAAGGUCGAGACUGAGAAGUUUGUCGAGGAGGAACUCAGUAACAUCACCAUGCCAGAGAUGACGGGCAAAGAAGGACGCUUCCAAUACACCAUUACUGAUGUGAAGAUCAUGGAAUUGAAUCUGACUCAUGCUGGACUCCGUUUUUUGCCAGAUGUUGGUUUGCUGUUUGAUGUUCAGAACUCGUCCAUUGCUCUCAGCUUCCACAGAAAAAUCCUCUACUGGUUCUUUUAUGAUACAGGAAACGUUAAUGCAUCAGCAGAAGGAGUGAACAUCCACACGGCUCUGAAUCUGGUCCGGGAUGAAGACGGGCGGCUGAAGAUCAGCAACAUCACCUGUGAUGCCAAAAUUGCCAAGAUGAGGGCAAAAUUCAGUGGCACUCUUGGGAAGGUUUAUGGUUUUCUAUCAACAUACGUGACGACAGGCAUGCGAUUUCUUCUCAACCAGAAGAUCUGUCCUGCUCUGCAUCACGCUGCUCUUGUUCAAAUUAAUUCGAUGUUGGAGACGAUUCCUGUGAGGACGACUGUCGAUCAGUUCAUCGGCAUUGACUAUUCUCUGCUCAGUGACCCCGUGGUGACCUCCAGGAGCCUUGACAUGCAUUUCAGAGGCAUGUUUUUUCAAAUUGCAGAUGAGAACAGGACUUUAGUGAACUCAGCGGUCGAUCCGGUCAUCAGAGAAUUUGACAGGAUGGUGUAUCUGGCUCUCUCAGAGUUUUUUUUCGACAGUGGGAUGUUCUCAUACUUCAAAGCAGGAAUCUUCCAGAUGCACAUUGUCAACGAGGAGAUGCCGAAAGAUUUGGAGAUGUUGUUGAGAACUACCUACUUUGGCGCCAUAAUGAUGUUGAACCCGGCACUUGUUGAUGCACCAGUUGCUCUGCGGCUUGCCGUCACAGCACCUCCAAAAUCCACCAUCAAAACCUCUGGAGCAACUGUUGCUGUGAUGGCCAUUGUUAAGGUGAUGGUGUUGCCUCCUGGCAAGCGCCCGGUCCAGCUCACCAGCAUGACAAUG
Molecule: messenger RNA, 1179 nt
Organism: Thalassophryne amazonica
Lineage: Eukaryota; Metazoa; Chordata; Actinopteri; Batrachoidiformes; Batrachoididae
Gene: pltp
Product: phospholipid transfer protein
Exons: 10
Biological process (GO): phospholipid transport; high-density lipoprotein particle remodeling; ceramide transport
Molecular function (GO): ceramide binding; phosphatidylethanolamine binding; phosphatidylcholine binding
Source: RefSeq, a predicted model, not a curated record